CUCACAGCCGGACAAUACAACGAUGCUUUGAUUAGCUUUGAUGCAGCCAUAAGUAACGAUCCCAAAAACUAUAGAACCUAUUACAAAAGAGCCACUGCAUACCUGUCUCUCGGGCGUACUAGUGCUGCCGUCGAAGACUUUACUACUAUCUUGAACCUCAAGCCUAACUUUGAUGCAGCGCUGAUGCAGCGUGCUCGUAUCUACGCCAACGAGGGCGAUUUUCAACUCGCCGAGAGUGAUCUAAACACCUACCUCAAGGCCCACCCAGUCGAUAAAGAAGCUGUUGAGUUGGAAGCCGAGCAAGCAACAACAAAGGCAGAAAAGGCUCUGAAGAACAAAGAGUACGAACAGUGCAUUGAUCACGCCUCCAAAGCAGUUUCUACAGCACCUCACUACCUGCGUCUUCGAAGAAUCAGAGCAGAGUGCUACAUUGCCAAAGGAGAUAUCGAAGAGGCAGCAAGUGAUUUGACGCGCGCUGCUUAUUUGUCUCCUUCAGACCCCGAUAUUCUGGUUAAACUUUCAAAGAUCAACUUCUUCUCACUCUACGAACCUCAGUUUGCCUUGGCAAAUGCAAAGCAAUGCUUGCAUCAUGAUCCUGAACAAAAAGAGUGCAAGAGCUUGUUCCGCCUGAUCAAGCGAAUCGAAAAGGAAAUGACUGGAAUUGCGAAGGAUGUUGAACACAAGCGGUUCGCAACCGCUGCCAACAAACUUAUCGGCACAUCUUCUAAAAAGGGUGUCAUCACAGAGAUCGAGGCCCAAGACAAGGCAAUGGAAGAAGAACUCAAGGCGGUCGGAAAGAUGCCCCGGAAAUUGGUGCUCAAAGGGUACGAGACGGCCUGCAAGCUCUACACCCAGCCAAAAAACAAAGACGCCAAAAAGGCCAAGAAAUGGUGCUCGGCUACUCUGGAUCUAGACGAGAACAAUGUCGAUGCCCUCGUGGCACGCGGUGAGGUGUUUUUGGACGAACAUGAGUUUGAAGAAGCGACGAGGGACCUAGAGAAAGCCAACGAGCUGACGGGUGGGCAGAAUGGAAAUAUCCGCCAGUUAUUGCAGCGAACACAACAACUGCUGCGUCAGAGCAAGAGACGUGAUUAUUACAAGAUCCUGGAUGUCUCUCGAGACGCUAAUGCACGUGAUAUCAAAAAGGCAUACCGUAAGCUGGCUCACUCGUGGCAUCCUGACAAGUAUAGCGGUGACCUGUCCAAAGAAGAAGCAGAAAAGAAAAUGGCUGAAAUCAACCAGGCUUACGAGGUAUUGAGUAAUGAUGAAAUGCGUCAACAGUAUGACAAUGGCAACGACCCAUUUGAUCCCGAAAGCCAGCAACAAGCAGGAGGACACGGAUUCCAUGGCCAGAAUCCAUUU
This is a messenger RNA of Phycomyces blakesleeanus NRRL 1555(-), 1362 nucleotides long. RefSeq lists its product as hypothetical. The record is from RefSeq and is a predicted model, not a curated record. The annotation marks the transcript as partial. The transcript is spliced from 4 exons. Gene Ontology annotation, cellular component: endoplasmic reticulum. Gene Ontology annotation, biological process: protein folding in endoplasmic reticulum. Lineage: Eukaryota; Fungi; Mucoromycota; Mucoromycetes; Mucorales; Phycomycetaceae. Gene Ontology annotation, molecular function: protein-folding chaperone binding; misfolded protein binding.